AAAUACAAAGUCUUCCUUGACCCUCCUCCACUCCUGUACAGACAUGGUUGCACCUGCCAGACCUCAGUUUGUUCUCUUCGGAUCUUCCAUCGUUCAGCUUAGUUUCGGCCAUGGCGGUUGGGGCGCCCAUCUUUCUGACAUCUACGCUCGUAAGGCUGACAUAGUGUUGCGAGGAUACUACGGAUGGAACUCUCGACGUGCCCUCCAAGUGUUGGAUCAAGUUUUCCCAAAGGAUGUUGCAACCCAACCUUCUCUUGUGAUAGUUUAUUUUGGAGGUAAUGAUUCCAUGGGCCCUCAUUUCUCUGGCCUAGGCCCUCAUGUUCCUCUUCACGAAUAUAUUGAAAACAUGAGAAAGAUUCUGAUUCAUAUUCAGGGUCUUUCUGAAAGGACACGGAUCAUCGUUCUCAGUUGUCCUCCUGUCAAUGAGGAAAAAGUGCGUGGAAACACUAGUGGAGUUCUUAGUGAGCUGGUAAGAACGAAUGAAUUGUGCCAAAGCUAUUCAGAAGCUUGUAUUAAGCUAUGCAAGGAACUGGAUGUCAAAGUUGUUGAUCUUUUUAAUGCAUUACAGAAGAGAGAUGACUGGAGGAAUGUUUGUUUUACUGACGGUAUCCAUUUAGCAGCGGAGGGAAGCAAAAUAGUGGUGAAAGAGAUACUGAACGUGGUUAAGGAGGCUGACUGGGAGCCAUGCCUCCACUGGAAAUCUUUGUCCACUGAAUUUGCAGAAGACUCACCAUAUGAUCUGGUUGCUGCUGAUGGCAAAACUACAUUGAAUCCUUCUGAGUGGACUUUUUACAGAGAGAUUCAGUGGGAUUAGGUUGUUUGCUUAUUGACUUUAAUAAUAUCUAUUUGCUCUGACCUCCAUCCAGGAGUCAACCUGUCUGCCAAAUCCUAACAGUAUUUAGCAGAUUCCUAUAUUAUUUAAGUUUUUUU
Molecule: messenger RNA, 930 nt
Organism: Vigna umbellata (rice bean)
Lineage: Eukaryota; Viridiplantae; Streptophyta; Magnoliopsida; Fabales; Fabaceae
Product: SGNH hydrolase-type esterase superfamily protein
Source: RefSeq, a predicted model, not a curated record